Messenger RNA from Danio aesculapii, 1986 nucleotides. It is a transcript of the gene cdc50ab, whose product is annotated as transmembrane protein 30Ab. NCBI's taxonomy places the organism in Eukaryota, Metazoa, Chordata, Actinopteri, Cypriniformes, Danionidae. The coding region runs from base 175 to 1284 and encodes 369 amino acids. Gene Ontology annotation, biological process: phospholipid translocation. The transcript is spliced from 7 exons. Gene Ontology annotation, cellular component: endoplasmic reticulum; Golgi apparatus; plasma membrane. The record is from RefSeq and is a predicted model, not a curated record.
GACACUUCCUGUAGCGCCGCCUCUAACAAACCAAGCGAAUUGAGAAGGCCUCGAUGAAGAUAAUCCUCCCCAGCGGACAUUUAAAACACUUUUACAUUAAUAAACACCCGUCUGCAGUCGAUUAACAGUGUGUUUUAAUUCCAAAACCCAAGCUGUGAGCUGGUAAUCACAGUUAUGAUGGCGUCCAGCUACAACGCGAAGGAGGAGGACGGUCAUCACUCGGGAUCCGCGGGCCUAGGUGGGACCGCCAUCCGGACCAGAAAGCCCGACAACACCGCCUUCAAACAGCAGCGCUUACCUGCCUGGCAGCCCAUCCUGACCGCGGGCACGGUUUUACCCGCUUUCUUCGUCAUCGGCCUCAUCUUCAUCCCGAUAGGAAUCGGACUCUACGUGACGUCCAAUAAUAUCAAGGAGUUCGAGAUUGAUUACACCGGGACUGACAUGUCCAGUCCGUGUUUUAACUGCUCUCAAAGCUUCAGCUGGAACAGCACGACUCCCUGCAAAUGUAUCCUGUCCUUCUCUCUGGACCAGCCUUUUGAAAGUAAUGUCUUCAUGUACUACGGCCUCUCAAAUUUCUACCAAAACCAUCGACGUUACGUGAAGUCCAGAGAUGACAGCCAGCUUAAUGGAGAUGAGCGCUCACUUAAGGAACCAAGCAAAGAGUGUGAGCCGUACCGCAUAAAUGAUAACAAGCGUAUAGCCCCAUGUGGAGCUAUUGCCAACAGUAUGUUUAACGAUACAUUGGACUUGUUUUACAUUGACCCCAAUGGAACAAAAACCCAAAUUCCGAUGAUCAAAAAGGGGAUCGCUUGGUGGACGGACAAACAUGUGAAGUUCAGAAACCCUGGUGGAAACAACCCCAAUCUUACUGCGGUUUUUAUUGACACAGCGAAGCCGAUCAACUGGCGAAAGCCCGUCUAUGAGCUGGACACUGACCCAGAAAACAACGGCUUCAUAAACGAGGAUUUCAUUGUGUGGAUGCGCACCGCUGCUCUUCCCACCUUCAGAAAGCUGUACCGCAUUAUUCAGAAGAAGAACAACAUGACACCCACACUGCCCAGAGGAAACUACAGCCUGGAAGUCACUUACAACUAUCCCGUCCGCAGCUUUGAGGGCCGGAAGCGAAUGAUCCUCAGCACCAUCUCCUGGAUGGGAGGAAAAAACCCCUUCCUGGGCAUCGCCUACAUCACAGUGGGCUCCAUCUGCUUCUUCCUCGGCGUAGUGCUUCUCUUCAUUCACCACAAAUACGGAAACCGCAACAGCAGCUCCGAUAUUCCCAGUUAAACCCGUCCAGCGCAUGCGUUCUCUCGCAAACGCAUGCGCAACAUUUUAAAGGUGCAAGAAAGCGUUUGACCACUUGAUGUUUUGUUUAUUUAUUCCUCAAGAAGAUAAAGAUGUCCAUUCGAAAGUUUUAUUGUUGGCGUUUUGACUUUAAACGUGUUUUCGAAUGGCGACGUGCACAUACAGCUGAUAUUUUACGAAACGUCCGAGACAAAGAUGAAUGAAAUGAAUGUAUAUUUGUAUUCAUAGAAAUUUUUACCUUCAGGCCAAAAGUAAUCUGUGAACAGGGCAGAAUAAUAUGACUACUUUAUUUUUUAAUACAAACGUUUAUUCUUUAAGGGUUCAUAAAAGCGAAUACUGUAGCUCUGUUUACUUCCAAAUAUCUUCGUAGUGCCAGGAUCAUUGACGUUGCGUUUUCGAGGACUGUUAUAUGUUCUUUGUGUUUUCUGGAGGUGCUUGUGCUUGUUUAAGGAAGCUUUGCUGUGUGGAUUUCAUGGUUUGCAGGGACCAAAUGUCUAGUUUAUUUAACUGAAUCCGUCUCGGGCUCGUUUUGGCUGUCAUGUCUUUUUAUACGUGUUCUGGUUUAAGCAUGUCUGCCUCUAACAAAUAAGCACUUUAGAAUGCGACAAGCCAUACGUUUUUUGGCAGUUUUUAGGAGUGUGUGUUUUGUGUUGGGCGAAUAAAAUGUCUAAUUGCUGAACUUUA